CGCUAAAAGCUUAUAAAAAUAAAACUUAGACAAGAUGGCUGCUAUAGUAAAUGGGCAUGGUUGCAUCUGUUGGAAACAUCGCUAGUCUUCAUUUAUUACUGAAAAGUUUUAAUUCAAUUGUUUAAAAACAGCCUAAUGUUUUUAUUCAAGGAAUACGCCUAAAAUUUAAAAAAAAAUUAAUAAAUUAUGGCUCAGGCUGACGGGUUCGCAUUUGAAUGUCAGAGUGAAGAUAUCACUGUUAAAGUUGUCUUACCUAAUGGAACUAUCAUAGAAACAAAUCUUUCGAUUCCUCCAUCUGAAGGUAAUACACCUCGGGAGAAAAGAAUAGCAGCAGGCCCAGUACUUGUUAGAGAUGUAAAGCAUAUGAUCCUAAAACAGAAUGGCUAUUCUAAAGCGACAUUUGACAAGUAUGAGAUGAUCAUUGAUCGCAGCAGAGAAGGAGAAUUGAAGAUGAUUGAUGGUGAUCACAUGUGCCACUAUGCUAAAUAUCUGACUGAUUGUGACCAUGUUAAAUUCAGAGUUGUGUCAUCUGAAGUGAAUCAGCCACAAGAAGGUAUUCCAACAGAUAUGAACUAUCAGCUGAUUCAACCUCAGGAAUGAAUAGAGCAGUUAACUUUUAGUCUAGACAAUUUGAAAAAAGUUCUAACAAUAACAUAUUCUACUAAGCCAAAAUUGUUCUUAAUGUUAUAUAUUUUAUAUUCUUUUUUUAAACACAUAUUAUUUUGAGACUAAUAUUUACAUAAAAUUCUUCUUUUAAAAGCAUUCUAUUGAGCCAAAAAAUUCCAAAUUUUUUUCUUACAGUAACUUAUUUUACCAACUAAUAACUUUAGGGCAUUAAAACAUUUUUACUUCCAAUAUGGUUGAGUGAAAUCAGAGCACAUAAAACUAAAGCAAUAACAAAUUUAUUGGAAAAUACUUUCAGUUUAUUAUGUUUAAUUCUAUAUAGCCUAGAUAUAUUUCAAAAUUAUAAAUUAAAAUAAUUUAAAACCCAGAAAUGUCUACCCACAUUUGAUAUUUUAAUACUAAGUUUGAAAUUGAAAUGCUUAAAACAUUCAAAUGUCACUGAAACCAAUUCCUUUUUUUGAUAUUACCAUUUUUACGUUUUAAUCAAAUCUAAAUACAUUAUAAGGACCAUUUUAAUUUGUUUUAACUAUUUACAUUGCCCAUAAUUUCUAACCAAGAUUCAAAAAAAUGUGUAACAAUCAGAGCUUCCCUUUAGUUCUCUACAACUUGUUUACAGUAGACUACUGGUACUGUGUGGAAAUAAAAGCGUGAUAGAUAAUUCAGGUGCAUCAAAGCUCAUUGGGCUGCCUUCACAGUAAACUGAAGAGUUCAGGUGAAACAGAUUUAUAGAAUUAUCCUGACAGUAAUUUAACCUCAAAAAGAUAUACAUUUUUUUAAGCUGGAAAUAUUUUAAAAUCUUUUUUUUCUAAGCUGAAAAAAAUGUAUAUCCAUGUUGUUUGUUGUUUAUAAUCUCAAAGCCUUCUUUAAAUGUACUCGCUGAAAGACAAUGUAACAAUAAUUCAUAACAAUUGAUUGAGUAUGUAUACAAUUAUUUUUAUCUCGGUAUUUAAAACCAAAAUGUGUAAAAAAAAAAAACAAUGUGCUGUUAUGUUACAACUUAUCUCAAGUGAUUACCAUGUGGUUGUUUAAGAUUCACCUUGCUAGUAUUUAAUGAUUUUUAUUAAACUCUAGUAUCCAAAUACUAGUAUUAAAAUUACAUUUAAAUUUAAUGCCUUGUCAUUCAGCACAACCAUUUAAAAAAAUGUCUUCUCAAGAUUUUUUUCACCUUAUGAAAGACUUUUCUGUUAGAUUAAAUCUACCUGAAGAGCAGAAGUAAAAAAACUUAGAUAUAAAUAUCUAGUCUUAUUGGCAUAUUUUGUUUUUUUAGAUUUAAUUUCGUCAAGGUCAUAACACAUUCGCCCAAGUCAUGUUUUCAUGUGUUGAGAAAACCUGAAAAAACUGAACAAAUUUAGUAUUACUUCCACUAUGUCACUUUGGUACAAUUAAAGAAAACACCAGUUUUCUGAUUGGCUCAUGACUUAGGCGAUUUGCCAUAUAAUAUAAUAAUGUGUAAACAUUGAAUUUUUCAACUAUUAACUCAAAACCCCCAAAAAAUGUCUUAGGCGAAUGUGUUAUGACCGUGACGAUUUGUCAUUUGCCAUGUUUUCCUUACAAUAUUAAAAGAUUUGCCUAUUUGUUAUGUUAUAUUGGCAUCUAUUGUAUUUAAAUGUACUGAUUGCUUAUUUUUUAAACGGUUGCUUUUAGAUACCAUUUUUUUACACUCUGGUUUAGACAGUUUUCAUUAUUGUUAUUUAAGUAUUUGUUAGACAGGGUUAGUAUGUUAAUAAAAAUAUAGUUCUUGUAAAGGUAACUUGAUUUUAUCAAUUUUAAGUAAAAUUUUAUAAAUUACUGAGAUCUUUAAAAUAGACUACCUCGUUAGCUGCUUAAAAUUUUAUUUUUGCAAUAAUUUUGUUUCUAGUUCAUUGAGCCUCAUUCAAAAAAUAAUUACACUUUAUUUUGUAUUAAUCUAUAACAUUUUUAAAUUCAUUUUUGUUAUAUUUGUAUUCUAUUCAUUUUUUUAAAGUCCAAACCAAAGUUUGGGAUGGACACUGAGUUAGUUAAAGCAUAGUUGUAAAUUAAUAAUUUUUUUUUUAACAGAGCAGAUCUAGAUUAAAUGUAUGGAAAUUCCUGCUUUAUAUUAUCAUGUUAAAAUGCAUUUGCAAUUGUAAUAUUAGACAUCAGUCAUUAGUCUGUUUUUUUUUAUAUCCUGACAAAAAAGUCAUACAUUUUUCUUCCUUUUUUUUCUAUGGCAGCUAAAGAUACUUGAAAACUUAUAAAACAAAUAUAAGUAGAGGUGUUUGAAGCUAGUAUUAUUACUGAAAUAGCAAUAUUGGACAAAAAAGGUUGAUAGAAUAAAAAAAACACUGUAUAACAGAAGGAAUUCAAGCCCACCAACUGUAUGUCUACCUUUGGCAUGGAAAUAACCCUUUGUGUACAAUAUUGCUAGCAAAUACAGAUAACUUGUAAAAGUAGCCUUCACAAUUAUCUGGAUCCAUAUUAUUUCACAUUCCCUUUACUUUGGGAGAAGGGAUGGGGUCAAUUAAACUAUUUUAAAACAAUUUUUGGAGGUUUUAAUUAUACUGCUGUGAUAUUGUGUUAAAUUCACACUUUUUAACAUCUCUGUCAUUACCAAUAGGCCUUACAUGUAAGGGAUUGUUCAUUUAAAUUACAACCAUUUCCUAAAGUCAUGUCAUGUCAUUUAACAUUACACAUUUUGAUUUACAUUGACUAGUUUUAAAGAAGUUUUAGUUUGUUUACAAAUUUUAAAGUCAAAAUUCAGUGUAACACUAUUCAUUUGUAUUAGAUUUCAUCAUUAAUUUUUUUCAUUGAGACAAGAACAAUAAUUAAGUGAUUUAUUAAAACUUAACUUUUAAGCUUCUAAUUCUAAUCUAAAGUAUUAUCAUUUUUUCAUUUGUAGUCUCAUACUCCAGAUAGACCUUUGUCCAUGUUAGUUACAAAGAGCAUAAUAGUUAAAAACAUUAUGAAAAUGAAAAUUGGGCUUGUAUUUUAAAUAUUUAAUUUUUAUAAAUAGGGCCUAUAUAAAAUUAUUUAAGAUUUAUGGGACUUUACCAUUAUUAUAAGAAUCAAACCUACCAGGUGAAUGUUAUUUUAUUGCAUCAUAUUUUUAUUCAUUAUUUUAUGUGUAUCAUUGCAAGGGAAAUUGCUAAAAGUUUAAAAUGUUCUAUUUUUAUACCAUGCCCAUUUAUCUGAUGUAAAAUAAAAAGUAAAUGAAAAUAGCUUCAUGACAAGUAAUACUUUGAAUACUGAGUGUAUACUAUGAAAAUCUGUUUUUUUAGAUAACACUCUAAUGUAUUACUAACUUUCUUCUUCCCAUGACAUUCAAAAAAUUAUUUUUAGUUCUGUUUAUUUUUAAUGUUGCUGUCAUUCCCUUUUUAAAAAGAAAUCAUUAUUUUUGUGUGUAUAUGUUGUGAAUGGUAUUUUAGUGUACUGAAUGGGUAUGUGUGUAGUGGAAUGUGUUAUAUUUGUAAAAGGUUUUGAAUGUGACGAGGCACAUAAGGAUGUGACAUGGGAGAGUAUGUUUUUGUUGUUAGGGAAAAGAGUUGAAAUCAGUCUCCAUCAUGUCGGGUUAGGGUGUGGUCUUCGUUUGAAAUGUCAAAGUGGUCGACUAUGUCUGUUGAGUAUCUAGACAGCACAAUAAAAGAUUAAAUGAAUCAACGCUGUCCUGCUUUAAUAGGUAUUGGAUCGUCGUAUAUUGUCCUUCAAGUUGUCCUUUGACCCUGUCCACAUCGUAACAGCAUAUACUUACUCAUCUACAGUAACAUCAUAAAAGCUAUGCAAAUCUGAGUUCAAAAUAAUUUUUUAAUCUAAUUCAUGAGUGUAUAUAAAGUUAUUUACAAGUGAUUUUGAAUGUACCUGUACUUCUACAUUUUCUGAUAGUUCUGUACAUUACCAUUAAGUUUUUUUUUUCUUCUGGGUAUCGCCUUUUGGUAGGGUCAGGCCUACAAUAUCAGUAAAAAUUACUUUGAUAAGAUACAGCCCUAUCAGAAAAAAAUAUAAGUACCAAUAGAGUUAACUGUUAAGGGUGCAUGAAUUUGUUAUAUUACACUUUAAUAAUUUGGAUUGAAUAAACUAAUGUAAAUAUUC
Physella acuta is the source of this 4668-nucleotide messenger RNA. RefSeq lists its product as uncharacterized. Lineage: Eukaryota; Metazoa; Mollusca; Gastropoda; Physidae. The record is from RefSeq and is a predicted model, not a curated record.